This is a messenger RNA of Copidosoma floridanum, 883 nucleotides long. It is a transcript of the gene Xport-A, whose product is annotated as exit protein of rhodopsin and TRP A. The record is from RefSeq and is a predicted model, not a curated record. NCBI's taxonomy places the organism in Eukaryota, Metazoa, Arthropoda, Insecta, Hymenoptera, Encyrtidae.
CUCCCUCAGUCAACACGCGCACAUCCGAAUCGUAAAUCGAGCUCCAAAUACUUUCUGUACAACCGUUAAGUCAACGAACCACUACACUUUUUGACGCGUAAAAACGUGCAUCAUUCCCCUGCGCACUCGACAAGUACACAUCAGCGCAAUCGUGAGCGAAAAUCGAAUAAGAAGCAUUUGGUAAUGGUAAUAAACGCGAUGGUGAUCGAUUUGGCUGCUGUGACAAGUGUCUGACAUUAACUGGGAACGGAUGAUGUGCGCGCCGUGGACGUGAACGCUGGCGAGCGUUUCAAAUCGGGGUGCAUUACGUAAUGGACGGUUAUCCUCUUAGUUAAGGAAAUAGCGUGCACGUCACGUUGCGUUAUAUUUGGUGCGAUCCAAUUCCUCGCUGCUGAAAGUGACGAAGUUGAAACUGCUUGUGCCGUCUGCACCAUUGACAUUGCAUUAUUGAGUUCGAAAGAAAGAGGUGAUACUACGCAAACUGCCAUGUCAGAGACCACGGAGGUUCCAAAAAUCGAGAUUCUUCCGAAGCGAGAAACUCGUCCAACGAAGAAACGCGUCACCAUCGAUACGAAAGAGAGCAACAACAACAAAAGUCACCGUCAACGUCAGGAGGAUAAAAGAUCCAGUGGCGGCAGGAACGACCGUAGAUCGAAGGGAGACAAAAAUAAAGAGCCGAGUAACACGCCUGACGAUGACUCGGAGAACCAGGGUUUCACCGAGUGGCUGCGCUCGAGCGACGGCGUUGACACGAUGAAGCUCUUCGUCAUCGGUAACUCGAUUCUCGUCGUAGUGACAGUAGCUUGGCCCCACAUUAGCCAGAUGUUUAGCCUAAUACGCGAGCUUAUCUAUGGCGAGGACGAGUACUGAGAGCAACAGGGAG